CAUCAAUCAGCCAGACUUCACUGUGAGCUGGAGCAUGCGCAGUGCUUUGUGUUAUUGUUGGAAGCAAAUGAACGUCGUCGCAAUGUUGCAUUUUGAGACGAAUGAGACUGAAAACCGGAUCUGUCUUUUUACCUUCACAGAUGCUGCCAGACCUGCUGAGCUUUUCCAGCAACUUUGUUUUUGUUCCUGAUUGACAACAUCCCAGUUCUUUUGUUAUUUUUUAAUAAGUCGCGAUUGAAAAGGCUUCCUGCAGCUCAAAGCUAAAGGUUUGACGAUACUUCACCUUUCUCAUUCCUCAGACUCCAACCCACUUUGAUUCUGAAAGAUUUGACUGUUAUUUCCGGUCAGUCAGCUUGCCGAAGCAGUCAGAUUUCCGUCAUACUACUCUGAAUAAAAAUGGCAUCAGGAGAUGAGCUUCCAUCACAUCUCACUGUCGAUACCUCCAACGUUCAAAUUCUUAACUCUGAGACCUCAAAAAGACUCGUCGAAAAUUUUGUAAUCGCUCUCAUGAACAAGGAGCGUUUCUACAUCCGCACAUUCUUUUCGACAUACAAAGCAUAUACCACUGCUGAAAGUGUGUUGUACAUCCUCCUGGACAAAUAUGGAAGCUUUGACACCUCAGAGGCAGAAGAGAUUCCAGUAAUCGAUUCAGUGAGCACAAACAGCGGAAACAAUGCUAACAUUCCGAGCUGUGAGGAGCUUGAAAAUCCAAUUCCUGUAGAGACAGUUGCUGAGAUCAGAAAGUAAGUAUUGAUCCAAUGUAUGAGGAAAUGAUGCUUUAAUCAGAAUACAACUAUGUGAAGGGCAACCUCUGGAGGCCGCCAUUUUCAGGAACAUUAUUUAGAGACUUUCUCCUGAAACUUAGCAGCAUCUGUGGUGAGAAAACA
Molecule: messenger RNA, 887 nt
Organism: Stegostoma tigrinum
Lineage: Eukaryota; Metazoa; Chordata; Chondrichthyes; Orectolobiformes; Stegostomatidae
Product: ral guanine nucleotide dissociation stimulator-like 1
Exons: 6
Coding region: 397-747 (116 amino acids)
Source: RefSeq, a predicted model, not a curated record